Messenger RNA from Rhinopithecus roxellana (golden snub-nosed monkey), 2262 nucleotides. RefSeq names its product lysosomal protein transmembrane 4 beta (gene LAPTM4B). Lineage: Eukaryota; Metazoa; Chordata; Mammalia; Primates; Cercopithecidae. The record is from RefSeq and is a predicted model, not a curated record. Gene Ontology annotation, cellular component: lysosomal membrane.
AUGCAGUUACACGAAUGGCCAGAUGAAAGAGGGAAGGCCGGGACCUCCACUCAUGGCCGACUAGCAGACCGCCCGAGGGUGCACGCUGAUGGAUUUAUUCACCCGGGGCUCGCUGCUCGCAGCUGGCUGGAGCCCGCGAUGACGUCACGGGUGGUCACAUGGCCGAGUCCGCCCCGCCCCCUCCCCGCCCCUGCCGCCGCGGCUGCAGCCUUCCGAGCUCAGGGUCCGGACGCGGCAGACGCUAGGAGAUCUCGGGGGAUCGAGGAGACAGGCCGGCGGGCGCACGGGCGAGCGGGCCGGGAGCCGGAGCGGCGGAGGAGCCGGCAGCAGCGGCGCGGCGGGCCCCAGGCGAGGCGGGCUCCAGGCGAGGCGGGCCCCAGGCGAGGCGGUCGACGCUCCCUGAAAACUUGGGCGCGCGCUCGCGCCACUGCGCCCGGAGCGAUGAAGAUGGUCGCGCCUUGGACGCGGUUCUACUCCAACAGCUGCUGCUUGUGCUGCCAUGUCCGCACCGGCACCAUCCUGCUUGGCGUCUGGUAUCUGAUCAUCAAUGCUGUGGUACUGUUGAUUUUAUUGAGUGCCCUGGCUGAUCCGGAUCAGUAUCACUUUUCAAGUUCUGAAGUGGGAGGUGACUUUGAGUUCAUGGAUGAUGCCAACAUGUGCAUUGCCAUUGCGAUUUCUCUUCUCAUGAUUCUGAUAUGUGCUAUGGCUACUUACGGAGCGUACAAGCAACGCGCAGCCUGGAUCAUCCCAUUCUUCUGUUACCAGAUCUUUGAUUUUGCCCUGAACACCUUGGUUGCAAUCACUGUGCUUGUUUAUCCAAACUCCAUUCAGGAAUACAUACGGCAACUGCCUCCUAAUUUUCCCUACAGAGAUGAUGUCAUGUCAGUGAAUCCUACCUGUUUGGUCCUUAUUAUUCUUCUAUUUAUUAGCAUUAUCUUGACUUUUAAGGGUUACUUGAUUAGCUGUGUUUGGAACUGCUACCGGUACAUCAAUGGCAGGAACUCCUCUGAUGUCCUCGUUUAUGUUACCAGCAAUGACACUACGGUGCUGCUACCCCCGUAUGAUGAUGCCACUGUGAAUGGUGCUGCCAAGGAGCCGCCGCCACCUUACGUGUCUGCCUAAGCCUUCAAGUGGGCGGAGCUGAGGGCAGCAGCUUGACUUUGCAGACAUCUGAGCAAUAGUUCUGUUAUUUAACUUUUGCGAUGAGCUCUCUGAGCUUGUUUGUUGCUGAAAUGCUACUUUUUAAAAUUUAGAUGAUAGGUUGAAAACUGUAGUUUUCAAUAUAUGCUUUGCUAGAACACUGUGAUAGAUUAGCUGUGGAAUUCUUCCUGUAGGAUUGGGGAUAUUACGGGCUUCACUAACCUUCCCUAGGCACUGAAACUUCCCCCAAAUCUGAUGGACCUAGAGUCAGAUAAGUCUACUUUUGUACCUGCUGGGCCCCAGAGUUGGGCAGUUAGUCACAUUUUUUCUCUCUGUUCCCUCUCUUUUGAAAAUGUAAAAUAAAACCAAAAAUAGACAACUUUUUCUUCAGCCAUUCCAGCAUAGAGAACAAAACCUUAUGGAAACAGGAAUAUCAAUUGUGUAAUGAUUGUUUAAUUAGGUAAAUAGAAGUCCUUAUGUUUGUGUUACAAGAAUUUCCCCCACAACAUCCUUUAUGACUUAAGUACAAUGACAGUUUGCGUUUGGUGGUAAAGGAUUUUCUCCAUGGCCUGAAUUAAGACCAUUAGAAAGCACCAGGCCGUGGGAGCAGUGACCAUCUGCUGACUGUUCUCAUGGAUCUUGUGUCCAGGGACAUGGGGUGACGUGCCUCGUAUGUGUUAGAGGGUGGAACAGAUGUGCUUGGCACUGCAUGGGAUCUGGUGCCCCUCUUCUGGAUUCGCAUCCCCACCCAGGGCCUGCUUUUACUAACUGUUCUGCCCUAGCUUGGUUCAAGGCGGUCAUCCAACUGACUUUAUCAAGUGGAAUUUGGAUAUAUUUGAUGUACUGUUGCCUAACAACAUGGAAAAGGGUUUUCCUUUCCCUGCAAGCUACAUCCUACUACUUUGAACUUCCAAGUAUGUCUAGUCACCUUUUAAAAUGUAAAAGUUUUCAGAAAAAUGAGGAUUGUUUUCCUUGUAUGCGCUUUUUAUCUUGACUACCUGAAUUGCAAGGGAUUUUUAUAUAUUCAUAUGUUCCAAAGUCAGCAACUCUCCUGUUGGUUCAUUAUUGAAUGUGCUGUAAAUGAAGUCUUUUGCAAUUAAAAUGAGGUUUGCCCACAUCCAA